Oncorhynchus gorbuscha (pink salmon) is the source of this 3147-nucleotide messenger RNA. Its product is annotated as class A basic helix-loop-helix protein 15-like. The record is from RefSeq and is a predicted model, not a curated record. Lineage: Eukaryota; Metazoa; Chordata; Actinopteri; Salmoniformes; Salmonidae. Gene Ontology annotation, molecular function: protein dimerization activity. The transcript has 2 exons. Bases 176 to 751 code for a protein of 191 amino acids.
GUUAUCUUCAUCCGCGGAGUGGAACCUCAGACGCUUCUACCACUUAAGCAAAACGUGCAUUCUGAAGAUAUUAUCGAUGUUCCAUGGUGAAAACUAUUCUUCUACAUACAGAGGAAUCUUACUUUCACUUGAAAGGCUGUUGUGAGGAUGAGGGGUAACUAAAUCAGGCUGAAGGAUGAAGUCUAAAGGGAAGGUCCCUAUGUCAUGCAGAAAACCCUGGACCGAGCCAGACCUGGACCUUGAAUCAGAGAACAGAGAACCAGGCACCAGCGAACAGGAGGGCUCUGAGGAUUCGGCCCGUAUUGGAGGCUCCUGGAGAGGCAUUCUGAGGGGCGGGGACCGCGAGCGAGGCGGAGGUGGUGGCACCACCCACGGCCCCCACAGACACCGACGGGCUCACAACAGCAACAAAGAACGCAACGUCCGGCGGCUGGAGAGCAACGAGCGGGAGCGCCAGCGCAUGCACAAACUUAACAACGCCUUCGAGGCUCUUAGAGAGGCCAUUCCACAUGUCAAAAUGGACAAGAAGCUCUCCAAGAUCGAGACGCUGACAUUGGCUGAGAACUACAUCAAGUCCCUGACCUCCAUCAUCCUGGGGAUAUCUAGCGCCCGCCUGCCUCCUGGUGAGACACCGACAGAGGCUAGCGCUGCCAGACUGCUCCAGUGUUACCAGCAGCACCUGGAGGAGGACGGGGAUGAGAGCCUGUCUCAAUUCCUCACCCAGAUCCACAGCUUCAGCCAGGAGAGCUAACAGCUAGCCUCAGUUCCUCACCCAGAUCCACAGCUUCAGCCAGGAGAGCUAACAUCUAGCCUCAGUUGCUCACCCAGAUCCAAAACUUCAGCCAGGAAAGUUAAUAGCCAGCAGGUGCUAACUCCACAGCCAAAGAGUUGAAGCAUCCAGGCUUGACUUGGGGAACGAAUCUCAACUGAAAUCCUAUCUACCAUAUUGUACACUGCUACUCUACUUAUGACCAUGGCCAAAAGUAGUGCACAGAUUGGGGAAAGGGUGUCAUCUGAGAUGCAGCCUUAUACUCUGACAAGCUAGUGAGCUAUAGUGACAUACCUGACCAUGCACAAAAUGGAGCACACAGGAAGGUGAGGUGAUUUGGAGCACUGAACCCUUGACAUUCAUUCUCAGAAACGUAAUGGUGGAGUACAAGUGAAGACAGACACAGGCAGCCUGUGGACUAUGUCAGAUUAGACAAAGGCCUAGCCAGAACUGUGACAGACAGAAUCUCCAUGAAGGACCAUGAUAUAACUUCUAGAACAGGGGAACUUAAAGUUCAUCUCACGUGGGAUUCUGAUUCUGAUAUGUGGUGAGAACCAAAUCAAAGAACAUUCCAGCGCCAUUUAAUCUGUUUUCUUUAUUUUUUUCUGUCAUUUUUCCUAGCUGCCGAUUAACUGUAGUUACCUGAUUGGUCAGAAAUGUAAAAUAACUGAUUGUUAAAGUAUAGUUCUCCAGCAUACACUGUAGCCCACAAGGGCCCAAGCUGUGUAUAUAGGACAGGCCACCCCUGCUGUAUAUAGGACAGGCCACCCCUGCUGUAGAUAGGACAGGCCACCCCUGCUGUAGAUAGGACAGGCCACCCUAGCUGUAGAUAGGACAGGCCACCCCUGCUGUAGAUAAAUAAAUGUUUUCAACCUUUUAGGAACAAUGUUUGUUUUCCCAGCUGAGCACAACCUCUGGACAUAACAGUCACAUACAGGACAAGGAUAUGCGUACCUAUACUGGUCCCACAGACUGUCUCUCGACACAACAGUCAAGUACAAGACAAGGAUAUAAUUCCCUAUACUUGUCCCACAGACUUUAGUCAAAUACUGUACUGUUUAAGGGAGGGAAAGAAUACACACUGUAAUUUAAACAAAGUGUAAAUUAUUAGAAACAUAUUUGUAUGUAUAUAUUUUAUUUGGGGGUGGUUGACACAGUUAUUAAAUUGCAGAGUGGAAGACAGGUAGGUGGGACAAACAGUUUGAAUGGUUGGAGCAGGGAAUUGAACUCAUGCCUCUGGUGGGAAGAGGAAGCCAGCAGUGUUAUCGCUAGACCACAGGAUCUACACAGAGCCAUAUGUGUACAUGUCAAAAUGUACAGUAUGUGUUGACCAAGUUGUUUUACCUCCAUGACCCUAUGGUAUCUUGUGUUUUUAUGGUUCUGGGACAUGGAUGUCUAGCUCAGUUGGUAGAGCAUGGGGCUUCCAAUGCCAGGAUAGUGGGUUCAAUUACCACCUGUACACAGAUAGUAUGCAAACAUGACUAAGUUACCUGGAAUAAAUGCAUCAGCUAAAUGGCAUAUUUUAUUAGAACAGUGGUGUGUGUGUGAAAGGUGAAUGUAAUAAUGAUGUUGCUCUUACAAUGUGUGUUUGAAUGAUACUUCUGUAAUGUCUUUGCAAUCCUGAGUUCUCCUGAGACUCCAAGAAAGUGUGAAUUGAAAAAUGUAAAACGAGAAUCUUCCUUAUCAAUAAUUACAUUUAUUGAGAGGACAUUGACCAUGCACACUAUUAGAAGGAAGAAAUAUAUAGCUCAAUAACACCCUUGUUGGAGUUGGAACAGUACCGGCUUAUAGUGUUCUAUUUUACACCAUAAUCAACAAAAGCAAUGGAAUCCUCAAGUGAAAAGUCCGAUAGACUUCUGAUUUUCAUGCUAUGGUUGUACCCCCUUCACAUCCCAACCUAUACGUGUCAUGUGUCCCUCCUUUAGGAUAAAUCCUGUACUGUAGUAACAGCAGUAUGUACUCAGUGUCAUUAUCAAACAAUGCACUUGUUGUAUUAUGAACUGCUAUAGGAAGAUAAAGUGACAGUAUUCACAGAUAUACAGUUUUCUGGACAAUGAAUGAUUUGUAGUUGCAGUAUAUCAGUCACUAUUGGAUCUUCAUCUUUCAGUUACAGCAGUAAGAUGAAUGAAUGCCCAAACGUGAUAGUUUCAGCCUUUGUGGUUUAAAGAUAAUAGUUAAUAUGACUUAAUAUGACUGAUAUUUUCUGAUUUUUAUAUAUCAAUGUACAAUAACCCAACCUUGAAAUAUCACAAUGAAAACAUUUAUACUAUACUCGUAUUCAGAUUUAUAAAAAAUAUAUAUAUAUUUGUUCUUUCCACCAACCCCUUCAUGUGUGUUGGCUGCCAGUCACGUGUGUUGGCUGCCGGUCACGUGUGUUG